CUCAGGGCCAUGAGGAGGAACUGAAGAGUGUUUCUCUUUAGGAUUCAACUUGUUGCCAUUUAAUCAACUUCUUUCAUCUGUAACAGGGUGGUCCUGGUGGCAGCAGCAGCAGAGCGAGCAUGCAGCAAGAGGGAACUGCACCCUCUCAGGGUGCUAUGCCAACUCCAGUUAGUGUGAAGGAGGAGAGUGAUGUGGAUUUGACUGGCCGACACUCACAUGAAUUCACAGUGAAAUUCAAUCAAGCUAGCCGUAACGAAUACACCAUUCUCUGUAGUCAGCCCUGCACAGUGCUCAAGGCCAUUAAAUCAAAUGAGAAAUGCAAUGAGAAGAUUAAGUGUUCAGAUGAGAAUAUUAUGAUUCAGCUGGGUAAAGCAGACAAGGAGUCAAGUGUUGCAACACACUUUCCUUGUUCUUGUAUCAAGAAUGGCGAGUGUCUGAUCAUAUUGUGUAAAGAAGAAAAGGUGGAAGUUAAAGUCCAAGAUUUCAAAAUAAUUCAUCCAAAGGAUCACUAUUCUGUCUUCUACAUAGACACAGUUGGGGGGCUGCACACUAAAAGAAAGGAGCUUUUUAAAAACAGUGAUGUAAAGAAGUUCAAGCGUGUCUGUGUUUAUGGGGAGAAGGGGAUGACUGUGGAUGAGGCAGUGAAAAGAGACGGUCGCUUCAUUGAUGACCUCGGCUACUUUGAGCUGUCCGACAAUCGGGAUCCAAAACGCCUUACUGUACACACACAAAGAGUCGACAACCUUCACCUGAGAGAUUACAAGAUGCGCCUUCCAAAGAAUAUAAAAGAAAACAAUGAAAAACAGCAGGAAAGCCCAUCAAAGAAAUCCCAAAGGAAACGUAAAAGAAGAUCACGGUCAGAGGUUUUAGCUUUAGCAGAGCAGGAGGGACUCAGUGUGAAAACAUUAGUGAAAAAAACAGAGAGCGGCGAUAACACAGAAGAGAUUUAUGAACUACUGCGUGGGCAGUUUCCAGAUCUGAAAAAAUGGAUGGAGAAUAGAUUCCCUGGUGAUUCUUACCAGGAAGCAUUGACGAAGGAAAACUUUGGAAAGAUCCAAAAGUCUUUUAGUGAAGUUCACAGAGUCAGGAAGCUGCUAGAACUGGGCAAGUCAGUUUGCAAAAUCAGUGUUAAUGAUGAUUUUAUGGGAACCGGCUUUGUGCUGUUUGACACUUUCAUCCUGACAAACGCACAUUUGUUUAAAGGUUAUGUUGAAGGAAAGGAGCUGCAGCAGGAUGUUGAAGUGUUUGCUAUAUUUAACUAUGAGGAGCCUCUGCCAAAAACAAAUUUCUAUUUUUUUACUGCAGAGAAUAGAUUCAUUGACUUUGAUGCUGAGCUAGAUUAUGCAGUUCUGAAGCUCAACCCUGCAGGCUCAAAGCCAAACCAACAAAGAAAAGCAAAGAAAGUACAGGUACCACCAGGGCUGCUCAGCAAGUUUGGUCCACUGCCUCCCAAUGGUGAGGCCUGCAUCAUUGGACACCCAGCAGGGGGAGUGAAACAAAUGGAUCCUACAUGGAUCAUUGAGACAGAGAAGAGAGGGCAGGCUAUUGAUGAACAUUUACGUCAGUACAAAAAGCCUUUAAUUAUCCAAUCUAUCAGUGAUUUCAUCACAAAGCAAGGUAUUAAAAAUAUACUGAUUGGUGGGAGUAAUGCAGGAGUAGUGACCUACGACACUUGCAUGUAUCACGGUGCCUCUGGCUCUCCUGUGUUUGAUGGACUUGGCAGAGUUUUUGGUUUGCACACUGCAGGAUUUAACUAUAGAUUUACAAAAGCUGUACAGAGUGUGAUCGAGUAUGCCCAUCCUCUGAUGAUAAUAUUUGAAAAGUUCGUGAGUAAUCUGAAGACAAGUGGAAAUGAGAAGCUGUUGAAAAGAGUUGAGGAGGCAGCUCAGGGAAAUGAGUUUCUGACAAAGGUGCUCAAGAGAGAGCAGGAAGAUGAGCAGCCAAUGGAGGUCAGUGAAUCAGAAUAGAAGGUCCUUUGCCCAGAGGCAAAAUAAUUAUGGCUUGCUGUUUACUUUGCAGGUGUUAAAAUCAUUAUACUCCAUGUGACAGGGUGAUCACAGUAACUAGAAAUUACAGAAACCCUUUUUUUUUUUUGUUGAACUGCCACAACACAGUGAUAUUGUGAGUCUGUACAACCUCACAAUAUCGCUGUGUUGUAAUAUUCUCAAGGAUUAACAAUUUAUUGUUACUGACUUUCUUUUAUUUGAAAAUUGAAUUUGACUUAUCAUAAUUUCUGGUUAUGGUGUCUGUGAUAUUUUUUAGGGGUAUUUGUGUUCCUUAUGGCCGAAAAUUCAAACCCAAUUAAAUCCAAGGUUUCCAAAAAAUCACUGGGAUGAGCAGGUUCUGGUGCAGGCUGUUUAUUAGACAUAUUAGUUACACACAACACAGACAAAAACCAAGAUAUGGACAGCAGCAUAGCUAAGACUGAGAUACAGAGAGGAGAGAAACACAGAGACAGAAAAAGAUCCAGAUAACAGGAAAAGGAAAAAAGAGAGGACAAGAAAGAGAAAAACUAACAGAGUGACAAACAUUUAUAUCUUUAACAUGAUAACUGCCCACUUGCCUUUGACCCAUCCUAAUUUACAAAAAAGUCUCAACCCAUGAAACUUGAACCCCAACCAAUCACCUGUUGAGGCUCUGCCAACUCUUGUUCCACGUGGGCUAAAGAAACAAACAUCAGCAGGGUAUCUCAGUGGUUUACAACAGCUCAGACAGGUGUCAUGAUGAAGGAUCUUCUAUUAAAAUCUCUGCUUAUCUAUGUUACACAAACACAGGCAGGUGUGCGGAACUCCAUUUUUGGAGUGUACCUGUCAUAAGACUUCCUGAAAUACAGCGCGAGGUUACGAGAGUCAUGUGAAACAGAGAUGUUCCUGUGUCUCACCAAGGCCACAAUCACAUAUGAGCAUCAGAUAUAACAGGCCUUACCUUCACCCCAGUAAUCUAGAAGCAUACAGUGUUCAUUAAUUCAGUGUGUGUUUUACUACUACACUUUUUAUUACAUAAUAUAAAAAUAGUGACAGUAAAGGUGAUAAAAAAAUUCCCCAAUAGUGCUACCUGGAGCAUUGUAUUAGUCAGUCAGUCAGAAUACUUUAUUGAUCCCAAAGGGAAAUUACUACUGUUACAGCUGCAACCGUUUCAUUUAAACGAGUAAACCUAAAACACAAUAACAUACACU
Molecule: messenger RNA, 3175 nt
Organism: Archocentrus centrarchus (flier cichlid)
Lineage: Eukaryota; Metazoa; Chordata; Actinopteri; Cichliformes; Cichlidae
Product: protein FAM111A-like
Exons: 4
Coding region: 120-1967 (615 amino acids)
Biological process (GO): DNA replication
Cellular component (GO): chromatin; nucleus
Source: RefSeq, a predicted model, not a curated record